AUGUGUGUGGUCUUUUUACAUUCAUCUGAUCAUGCACUAUGUUUGAUUUAUGAGAACAUCAAUUUAAAGCUGCCGCAUAACACUGGCAAUUUCAACUCAACUAAUGCACAUAACACUGGCAAUUUAAACUCAACUAAUGCUGGUUCUAGGCGAUAUGAGCAUGAAAGUGCUGAUGGGAAUAUUAAUGCCAUACUGGAGGAAGAGGAGGCCUUGAUUGCCGCUCAUAGGAAAGAGAUUGAGGAUACAAUGGAGAUCGUUCGGAAAGAAAUGAAACUGUUAGCAGAAGUGGACCAGCCAGGAAGUCUCAUCGACAACUACGUGGCUCAGUUGAGCUUUGUUCUGUCUCGAAAGGCUGCUAGUCUGGUUAGCCUCCAAGCUCGUCUUGCAAGGUUCCAGCAUAGACUUAAGGAGCAGGAGGUACUUAGCCGGAAAAGAGUACCUCGCUGAGGCAACAUUUUGUGUGUCUGUAUAAUGAUGGCUUCGUAUUCUCUCUUGAAAUUUCUCAUCCCAAAUUUCUUUAGUGUUCACAUCUUCUCUCUUUGGAAGAAGGGAUGGAAAACAAAAACAAAAGCAAAAACUUUAAAUUUUUAUUUUUUAUUUUCGCCCUUGCACAGUUAGGAGCAAAAGGAGGAGGAGCCAUCCUAGAAUCAUCUCUGGGAGAGGAGAGUGCAGACUUGGGCUGUUCACAUCCAGGCGGCUGUUCAUGUCUCUUGUAGUGUUGUUGUAAUUCGUUUAUAUUUUGAAGAUAAGUCUGAUGAGUUCUUGCCAGGUUUUAUGGGUUGUGUACUAUGGGCUGUUGUUCAAUGCCGACUGAAUUUGAACUCAAAUAUUUUUAGGAAAGAAAAAGAAAUUCAAUAGAUUCGUUUUUUCAUUCUCUCCCGACCCUUUGUAUAUGGAAAUAGUUUGGAAAUUCAAUAUUUCAACAAUGCCGUUGGAGAUUCAAUGACAUUUUAUUUGGUUAUGAGAAAGCUUGUAAUCUUAUCUUA
Humulus lupulus (European hop) is the source of this 986-nucleotide messenger RNA. RefSeq names its product kinesin-like protein KIN-13A. Lineage: Eukaryota; Viridiplantae; Streptophyta; Magnoliopsida; Rosales; Cannabaceae. Bases 1 to 447 code for a protein of 148 amino acids. Gene Ontology annotation, biological process: microtubule-based movement. Gene Ontology annotation, molecular function: microtubule motor activity. The transcript has 4 exons. The record is from RefSeq and is a predicted model, not a curated record.